CGCGUGACCGGAAGUGACGGCGCCGCUCCGGCGUAGCAACCGUUACCAAGGGCCCGGUAACUAAGCGAAGAGGGCGUCGAGUGGGGGCGGCCUGUGGCGGGGGCUCAGAAUCGUUCCCCAGGACUCGGCCAUGAGCGAUCAACUCAAAUUCAUCGUUGAGAAGCUCAAUCAGGAGCCUUUCAAGAAGAACUAUAAUUUAAUCACGUUUGAUUCGUUGGAGUCGAUGCAGCUCUUGCAGCUGCUCAAUGACGUCUUGGGGGAAAUUGACCCGAAGCAUGUUGUUGACAUUAGAGAGGAGAUGCCAGAUCAAACGACUAAGCGAAUGUUGAGUCUUCUAGGUAUUCUUAAAUACAAGCCUCCAGGAAGUAUUACAGACUUGAGUACAUUCCGCCAGGGUUUAGUUACUGGAAGCAAGCCUGUAAUUCAUCCAGUCUUACACUGGCUUCUUCAGAGGACCAACGAACUCAAGAAAAGAGCCUACCUGGCACGUUUCUUAAUAAAAUUGGAAGUGCCCAUUGAGUUCCUUCAGGAUGAUACUGUGGCUGACACCAACAAACAGUAUGAAGAACUGAUGGAAGCAUUUAAAAACCUACAUAAGGAAUGUGAGCAGCUGAAGGCAUCUGGUUUUUCCACAGCAGAAAUAAGAAGGGAUAUCACUGCAAUGGAAGAGGAGAAGGAUCAGCUCAUCAAGAGAGUGGAGCGUCUUAAGAAGAGGGUGGAGACAGUGCAAAACCAUCAACGAAUGCUUGAAAUAGCAAGACAGCUUCGCUUAGAGAAAGAGAGAGAAGAAUCUCUGGUCCAACAGAAACAAGAACAAAAGAAUCAGCUGUUCCAUGCAGAGCAGAGGCUGCAAAGAGUGCAGCUCCAGCUGAAAGCUAUGCAUCAUGCAGUAGCGGAUUCAAAGCCUGAGAGCUUAGUGAAGAAGUUGGAAGCAGAGAUAAAGCUUAAUUCAUUCUUGGUCAAUGAAGAAAUUCCUAGAGAUCUGGAAACUAAGAAGCAAUCAUUAUAUUUCCUACAAAAAGUGGUUGCAGAGCCAGCUAUGAGCCAAUCUGAUCUCAAUGAACUUGAAACCAAGAUAGAUGAAGUCAACGCACAAAUUAAUCAGCUGAUUGAAAAGAGAAUGAUUAAAUAUGAGCCAAUUGAUAGCAGGUUUUCAAUGUAUCGACAACAGGCAUCCAUAAUUUCUCGGAAGAAAGAAGCCAAAGCAGAAGAGCUCCAAGCUGCCAAGGAAGAGAUGUCGAACAUCGAGAGGCAAAUGUUACAAAAGGCAAAUGAGGCCCGUGAGUUGGAAGGCACUGAAAUUUUGAAAGGUGAUGAGUUUAAACGCUAUGUUAGUAAGCUUCGAAGCAAGAACACGCUUUACAAAAAGAAGCGUCAAGAAAUAGCAGAAAUUACAGCGGAGUACGGCAUUCUGCAGAGAACGGAAGAACUCCUUAAACAGCGCCAUGAUGCUAUUCAGCAGCAGUUGCAAGCAAUUGAAGACAAGAAGGGGAUCUCUGGGUACAGUUAUACUCAAGAGGAGUUGGAAAGAGUAUCUGCAGUAAAAAGCGAGAUGGAUGAAAUGAAGGGGCGAACAUUAGAUAACAUGUCUGAAAUGGUAAAAAAAUUGAAUGCAACGGUAGCAGAAAAGAAGUCAAGCCUGGCUCCAGUUGUCAAAGAAUUGAGACAGUUGCGGCAGAAGUGCCAGGAAUUAACUCAAGAAUGUGAUGAAAAAAAAGUCCAAUAUGACAGCUGUGCAGCAGGUUUAGAAAGCAACCGCUCCACACUGGAACAAGAAGUCAGAGGGCUUCGUCAAGAGUCUAUUCAGGAAGAAAGUGGCUAUCAUUUUAUUAACUGCGCCAAACAGAACCUAGAAGUGCAGCUUCAGCGUGCAAAAGAUGAAAUGAAGAUGUACAUCUCCCCAGAUCCCCAGGAAAGAAGAAAAGCAAUUAGAGAACAAUACACCCGAAUGAUCCUUGAACAAGAGAACCUCGGGAAGAAAUUACGAGAGAAACAAAAAGCUGUGCGUGAGAGUCACGGUCCAAAUAUGAAGCAAGUUAAAAUGUGGCGGGAUGUGGAGCAGCUCAUGGAGUGUAAGAGAGAAUGUUUUCUAAAGCAACAAAAUCAAACUUCUAUUGGUCAAGUCAUUCAGGAAGGAGGAGAGGAUAGGCUGGUAUUAUGAAAUCAUUUAAAAUCUGGGCAUCUUAAGUAGUUUUGCUGUUGAUUGUUGGGUUUUUAUACAGUUUCUCUAUAAAUGAAUUGUAAAUAUUUUGUUUUCAGUGGGUAAUCUAAGGGUGAAGUCAACCAGCAUGCAAACAGCAUUAUUUAACAGCCAAGGUAAUAGCUUACAUCAGCGAGGGCCAGUCUUUUUGGUAGGUUUGCCAUGAAUUGGCCCCAGAUCCUUCCCAAGUGCCACUCUGAUCCCCUUCCCCUGCUCCAUCUGCUGCUCUGCUUUCUGCUCCUUCCUCUGUGCUCCCUGCCCCAUCUGCUGCUCUGCCUUCUGCUCUGUACUGUGUGCUCCCAACCCCCUCUACCACUGUGUUGCCUGUUGUGACACGGAUCUGCCACGUGCCACAAUGAGCUGCCUGUGCCGCUUGUGUCACCCAUGCUGCAUGUUGGUCACCCCUAACUGACAUGGUAUGGAGAGUGUUGAGUGAGCCUUUUGCAGUGCAGUGAAUGCUGUUGUAAAGCCUUAUUUCUCCCAUUAGGUAGGGGCUGGGUAUCUCCACAGAAAGACCAAGAGAAAAAGGAAUCUCUUUCCAAGGCCAUGCAGAUCUGUGGAGCUACUUUGCACCUGCUCUUGUGGCCCUAACACUACAGAUUUGGCACUUGCUGGGUGCAUGCAUGAUACAUAACUGUAUAACUGUGGGCCUUCUGACUCCUGGGUGGGUGCUUUUCUUCCUCACUCCGUCCCUGUUCAUGCAGUGGGUGCUGGCAUGCACGGAACCAGAGCAGAUCUGAGCUCCAUGCCAUGCAAGAGCUCUACAAACGCUGUAUGCUUCACCUCAGCUCAGCUCUCUCCUUACUCAGAUGACUUCAACUGACAUUCCUCCCAGAAGUCUUUCCAUUGUUACAGGGGCAGGAAUGGGAUUUGAGAACAAUUACUGAUAUUCCGAUCCUCCCACUAUAGGGACAUCCACUGAUGUAGGAACAUAGGGCUUGUUAAUAGUCAGGUUCAGCCACAGGGUUAACUCAUGAAGAGCUGAGUUUUUAUGCUUUCCUAAGUUACUUGUGGCCUGUAGAGAAGUGCUUCGAAAUUUUGCUUCCUACUUGAACUAGAAUUGACCUGAUCUUUAAUAGUUGUUUCAGUUUACCUCAGAUGUAACAGCUAUUUCAGCCUUCUCUGAUAUUUAAAUGCAUUUGAUGCUUUCUGUAUGAGUCCCUUCUAUAGCCUGCAUUUGCAUUGGCCAGCUUUGCUGACAAAACUAAGAAGAAAAGUAAAAUCCAAAGCUUAGGCAAUGAGUUUAGUUUUUUUAAAAGGUUCUUUAGAGGAUCAAAGUGAUAGAACAGCCCUAAUGAAAGGCAAGCAGGCGGCUGGGCCUUAGAUGAACAAGGCCUUUGAAUGCUCAAACGCUUUUCGCGAAGGUCCUGCCCGGUUUUCCCCUUGACAUUAAAGCUGUAAAUGACAAUGAGAGAAGAGAGUACCUAACCUUCAAAUCUCACAAGCCCCAAGACCUGCCAGGAGGCUGUUCACAGACCUCAUAUGCAGGCCUGACCCUGAGUCUACCUUUUCCUCUGUCUGCAGGGCUGCUCGAGGGGUUCCUCCAUAGCUGAAGCUGAUCUUCUCUCUAAGAGCAGAUAGAAGCAGCAAGAGGGAAAACAGCAAAUUUCUGUUAAUUUUUACUGAGUUUGGAGGGAAGCCUAUUAAGCAGGGAAUGGGCAUCAGGUAGAUUUACAUGAGGUGGGAAGAGCAUGUCAUAUUGCCACCACUUUGUUCUUCCCCAGUUGCAAUGUCCUCUCUGGCAGCAGCAGGACAGCUUCUAGUUUCAGGCACUAGCUUGGGACUAUAUCAGGCAAGGGGAAGAGUCAGCAAAAUGGCAGCAGCAGGCUGUGUGCUAUGGGGAAAGCCAGCCACAGGGACUCCAUAGUUCUCCUCUUGCUAGCCCAGUCUGUAGUAGUAUUUAUUUACUUUACUUGCUGUACUGCCAGAGGAGCUGAAGAACAUUAUGGGAGACCUUGGCCUUUUGAGGGAGGCUUGCUGAAUGCUUGUCAACAGCAAUGCAAAGGCACAACCAUCUAGACAAGAGUUAUAAUAAGGGGGAGCUUGGGAUGUUCUCCAGAAAAGGAGCUGUUGGGCUCCUUAGGACUUACCGGCAGAGCUGAGGGACAGCACAUGCUCCGCAGCCUCAGAAGGUCACCAAACUUCCCUAACUUAGGGUCACUGUAUUAUUCAUCAAGCUAUUCGUGCAUUGAUCUGUUACCUGGCUUUUGAAAUCUCGUAGUGAUACUGAGUCAGGCUGCAGGUAAUCAGUUUUUCUCUUUGGUGUUACCCUAAAAAUAGUCAGUCUCUCCCCCUCUCUUUAAAAACAAGUUACUAGUAAUUACUCAAAGAUGAUAUGAUGGUUGCACUGAUCUGAUUAGUGCUCCAUUAUUCUUCCCAUACCAAGAAAGGGCACGCGGAUUACAUGCUACAUCAGCAUCCACACAGCUUUCUUAGAUGAAGCAAAAAAGCGUAAUUACAAUAAGAAAAAAAUUGGACAAACUAAAAAGCUACCACAUGGUUAUUUUUAGCUUUUACAUAAGUGGACAUUUAAUAAUGCAACUGUAAUGCAUUCCCUUCCGUGGCUUUUCCACCCAGUUGGUGAUUUGACAGAAACAUGCACAACUCUGACUGAUCCUGACAGUUAGCCCCUUCAUCUUGUAAUUUACAAAGAGAGAUCAUUUUUUGCUCUAAUAGCACUAACGGUCUAGCUAGUCAACUAAUGAGAUUGCAUGUGCACUUUGGAAAAUCACCUGCCCCUUACUUGUGAACAUCCAAAUAAAGCAGAAAAUGUAGUCACCAAUUUCUGUGCUCCUGCACUUUAAAAAUGUCUUUCUAUUCAGAUAAUCAGGAUUCAUAGUAGAGAGGAUAUCUUUUAUUAGACCAUCUAUUUAUUACUGUUGGUCUAAUAAAAGAUAUAAUCUCUGCUAUGAGUCCUGAUUGCCUUCUCCUCUAGACCAAUACAGCUACAACCUGGAUACCUUCCUAUUAAGAUGCUAUUCUUGCUAAUAGCUACUCUACAUGCUUUGAGUAGCUACAUACAAGACAAACUACAUACUUUGUUUCAAGAAGCUAAAGCUUUUCCUACCUAGAAUUAGAUCAGAAAAUAAUCUACCAUAGGGCUAUAACAGUAUUCCAUAGCAUUACAUGGUUUUGUCAUCAAAAUUUAACAUUGAUAUAAGAGACGCCCACUUUGAGAGUUGCAGGCAGUUCCCAAAUGGGUUGAGCAGAUAAGUAGCUAGGAAUAUGGAAAUCAGAAAUGGGGAUAAGAGAAAAAACAUAUAUAUGGCUUUCCACACAGCCAAUCAGCCUAUACAUUUUUUCGUUUGGAUAACACACAGCCGUCUUGUGUUGGUUUAUAUUAGCAGCUGCCAUUUUGUUUCUCUUUGAACUUCAGCAGAAAAGAAAUGCCCCCCAAAAGACCCAAAUCUGCAAACACUGCAGAUAGAUAUCCUUACUCAUGUGGCAUGUUUGUAAAGUUGCUCACAAGCUUUGUGGGGUUAUCUGUAUUAAAAUAUACUUUUUUCUAAAAAAGUAUUUGGUCUAUUCAGUGUCUUGCAAAAGUGUAGCUAUCAGCAGGACAGUGAGAAGGAUGUCUCUGAGAGCUCUGCAAACAUCACUAUUGUAAGGUAUGUUGGUAGGGUAGGGCAGCACUUUAAAGACUAACUCAUUCAGAAAUACAUAAGGUUUUGUAGGCUACAGCCUACUUCAUAUAAUUCAGUAGAAACAUUUACUUGGCAGCUCUACAACUAAAGAAAAUGUCCUCAGACUGAGAUUGCGUGGAUGAAUUGGAAUGGGUAGGAUUGUACUCACUGCACAAUAUCUAAUUGUUCUCAAAUGGCUCAGGGGUUGGAAAUGGGAUCCAGAGCCUUUCACCUCUCGAGCCUUGUUUGUGUGUCUGGCUCAGAUCAGCAGUGGCUGAAAGUUGGCUACUACCUGGUGGAUGUCCUCGGCUCAGUGAGCUGUGCAUGAUGAGCUGGCAGUAUCCGUCCAGCUCCUAAAUCACCAUCCUACCUGGCAGGCUCGGGGUUGAAAGGGCUAUGGAGAAUGGAAUAAAUAGUCUGUCACCAUAGAGGUGUUGCUUCCAGAAUAAAGUUGCAGCCCACUGAAACAGCAGUGUGGGAAUCGUGCCCUCUCAUAUUGACAGCUUUGAGGCUUGUAAAUCUGGCACCUUUCUUCAGCACUGCAUUUACUCAGAUUUAAAUAAAAACUUAAAGAACUUG
Alligator mississippiensis (American alligator) is the source of this 6402-nucleotide messenger RNA. RefSeq names its product intraflagellar transport 81 (gene IFT81). The record is from RefSeq and is a predicted model, not a curated record. Gene Ontology annotation, biological process: intraciliary transport; cilium assembly. Gene Ontology annotation, cellular component: intraciliary transport particle B; centrosome; cilium. The transcript has 19 exons. Lineage: Eukaryota; Metazoa; Chordata; Crocodylia; Alligatoridae. The coding region runs from base 131 to 2161 and encodes 676 amino acids. Gene Ontology annotation, molecular function: tubulin binding.